This is a messenger RNA of Trichobilharzia szidati, 862 nucleotides long. The record is from the annotation of a GenBank genome assembly. Lineage: Eukaryota; Metazoa; Platyhelminthes; Trematoda; Strigeidida; Schistosomatidae.
AGCUAAUUGCGAAGCGCCUUGUUCAACUGACACGUUACAUCACUCAGACCACAUCAUGGAUACAAGUACUCCAGCUGGAACUGCACAAGAUCCCAAUACCAAUGGUUCUAACUUAACAGACGAAGAAAAAGCCAGGCUACAGGUUGAACUAUCUCAGGUUGAAGAGGAAAUUCGUCUACUUCAAGAAACUCUUGCUGUAAAGUUGCGUCGAUGUAAUGAGAUAAAGAAGAGUCUUGGUUAUACCUCACUUUCAACUUUGCAACAUGAUCUCAUGGAAGGCAUUCACAAGUUAGAGGAUACAGAAGCGUAUAUUAAAACUACUGAACUUAUAAGCAAAGCAAAGGAUAAAACAGUAACUGUCGCACAAGAUGCUAAAGAAAAAGUGGAGUCAACUAUCUCUGCCAUUCGAAAUUCAGAGGUUGUUAAGUCAAUAAAUGAUAGAGUUGGCACAGCUUAUUCAACUGUUAAGGAUGUUAUAAUUCAUUCCACGUAUGGACAUGCACCAGAUGACGAUAGCGCUAACGAUAACAAUAAUAAUAAUGAAAGUAAUAAACAAUCAUAAGCAGCCAUAUUGCUAAGUUGUUUGUGCAUGCAUGUGUGUGUGUGUGUGAGUGUAACAAAGAAUCUGUUGAUCUUAACUGGCCUUUCAUACUACUUUUUGUGUAUAAAACUUCAUUUGAAAUGAUAAAUAAUAUCAGUAAUCAUUAGUGAUUAUUAUUAUUACGUAACUGUUAAUUUAUCUGACUUCUUGAUUUUUGAUUUACAGUUACUUUUGAUUUAAAUUUAUUUCAUUUGCUGUGUUACUUUGGUGAUCAUAUUUUGAAUGUAAAAAUAAUAUGCUUAUUCUGUUAUUUUGUUUUUU